Molecule: messenger RNA, 3706 nt
Organism: Cottoperca gobio
Lineage: Eukaryota; Metazoa; Chordata; Actinopteri; Perciformes; Bovichtidae
Exons: 34
Coding region: 182-3595 (1137 amino acids)
Biological process (GO): lipid transport; lipoprotein metabolic process
Cellular component (GO): extracellular region; membrane
Molecular function (GO): lipid binding
Source: RefSeq, a predicted model, not a curated record
GAGAAACUACAAGAUGAAGUUUUAGGUGCACAUGGCUACACACCUCGUAAGAAGUCCCAGGAUGACGCUUUCGAGGAUGUAGAGGAGAGAGGCCACAGUCUUCAGUCAACUAGCAAGGCUGCGUUCAUGAACAACGAGCGCUUCCAGAAAACGCACCAUUUGUCUGCCGGGUUGAACGAGGAUGACGAUCCGUAUGGACUGGACGACUGCAAACCUAAGAAACCAACAAAGAAGAACCUGCUGCACGUCGGCCGUCGAAGCUCUAAGGAGGACAAGCUGGAUUACUCCGAUUAUCAGAAAAAGAGCAGCUUCUCCGCGGAGGAGUUGGACGAUGAAGACUGGAUGGACGACUGCAAACCGAAAUCUUCCAAACAAACAGGCCCUAUUCCCCUCCCACGCAAAUCUAAGACAGCCAAUGGGCAGAGGGAACCGCUUGGAUUCAGCCACCAGACUGCCUCAGCAAGCAUCCAAUGAUCCCUUCGCUGAGGAUGACUUUACUCAAACACCAAAAGAUUUCAUGAGACCCGGAGAGACGUAUGACAGCGAAGAAGAUGAAGUGGAAACCUGCAAACCGAAGAAGAAAUCUAAACUUAAAGGCUUCAAAAAAUACAAGGCUAAGAGCAAAGCCGUGCAAGAGUCUGAGGAUCCACCUGGAGCUACGUCUAGUGACUUCAUGUCGGAGGCCGCCAAGGCGGAGUGGCUGGCUGCUCGGAUGGAUGAGCGAGCUAUAGAAGGUCUUGAGGAUGAGGAAGAGGACGGGGACACGGACAGUUUGAUGGAGUGGUGGCACACUGUGGAACAAUGGGAUGAGGUGCCGUCAGACGAUGAGGACAAAGCGCUAAAAGAGGACGAGUCCAAGUCAUUCACCAUCUUGGCGGACAAGGUUCUCCGUGGCCUGCGUGUCUUCAACAAACUCUUCACCGAGCGAGCUGAAGUCCUCUGGCAGUCCAUCAUCACGCUCCACGCCAUCGCCGACGACAUCAACCAUUUCCACCAGAAGGCCAAGAUCGCCGGCAUCACCGGUGGCACCACCACAGCUGUGGGCGGCGUGGCGGCCAUCGCCGGUUUGGCUCUGGCACCUUUUACAUUAGGCGUCUCUCUCGUCAUUACCGCUGUUGGUGUCGGUGUGGCAACUGCUGGAGGAAUCGCUUCCGCCUCCGCGGUCAUCUCGGAUAACGUUAAUAACAUGCACGACCGGAAGAAGGUGGAGGUAGUACUGUUGGAGUAUGAGGCUCAACUGCUGGCCAUUGGGAAGAUCCUCCACUUUGUCAAUCAGGGCUUGUACAAACUCCGCGGUCAUCCCUUCCUCAGGUCUGGCACCCAACACUACUCCAGGGACUGGGAGAUCCGCCAGGCCGUCCAAAUGAUCAGCUUAGUGGACUCUCCCGUGCUGCGGGGGACCGAGAUAACAGACGCCACGAUCGCCUCGGUCCAAGGACUCUUCACAGGUAUGGACAAGUUCUUCGCCAAGGAUUCCCGAGAGCUGAAGAAAGGCUGCAAGAAAGAGGUGGUGGGUCAAAUAAAGGAGGUGGCAAAUGUGCUCAACGACGGGAUAGUGGAGCUCAAUGCCAUCAGAGAGGAGCUGCAGGAUGCUAUUGGAAACAGUCGGCGGAAAGAGGCCACGCCCUCGUGCAGCAUGAAUAUAUUCAGAAGAGAUAAAGGCUCAACAGCCCCAACUCCAGUGGUCCCACCAAGACCCAGCAAGGAGGAUCUAGACAACCCCAUCGAGCACAGCCUGAAAACACAGGAUGUGGGAAUGAGCGCAAACAGAGAAGUCACAAAUGAGCUUAACUCAAAUACCAAGAGAAUGGGAGUGAUGGGAGUUAUGCAAAAGGUCAACCCGUUCAAGUCUACCUCGCAGGCCCCCCCCACCGUCAGCAAAGCUCCUUCCUCAGAGUCUCUAGAACAGAAAGCAGACUCCACACAGAAGCCUGGCGUGCUGAGAGGGGUCAUGGACAAGGUCAACCCUUUCAAGUCUACCUCGCAGGCCCCCCCCACCGUCAGCAAAGCUCCUUCUUCAGAGUCUCUAGAACAGAAAACCGACUCCACACAGAAGCCCGGUGUGCUGAGAGGGGUCAUGCACAAGGUCAACCCAUUCAAGUCUACCUCCCAGGUCUCUAAAGCUGCGUCUUCAGAGUCACUGGAACAAGGAAAGGUUUCAGAAUCUGAUCAGAACCCUGGAAAGUUCAAAGGGAUGAUGCAGAAAGUAAAUCCAUUUAAGUCUUACGCUCAGACGUCAGAUGAAGAAUGUCAGACAGAUGCUGCGGUUCCCAGAAUUACUUCCUCCAGUCUGAUGCAGGAACAGCGAUCUGUUCACAGCGAGCACUCCUCCAGCUCUGACAGUGUGGAUGACAGCACCAUAGAGAGACAUUCUAUUUGGUAUUCUGACGUUGACCCCAGCUGCGGUGGGGUGAAAAGCCAGACAGAGGAGGCGCCGAAGAAAAGAACUAUGACCUUCAGAAUAAAGAGGAUUCUGCCCACUGCAUUAUUUGGGUCCGUUACAAAGGACUCAUCAUCUGACACUCCAGCACUUCCCCAGGAAGUGGUGGAAGUUGAAACGCUAGAGAUGGCAGCAGUCCCCAGUGAGGGAACAGUCCCGGACCCUCUAGACGAUGAGGAAGGCCUUUUGGCGUGGUGGAGAAUAGUGGAGGGCUGGGCUGAGUGGAGUGAUGCCAACCAGGACGAUGAACCUGAAGAAGUGGUGGAACAAGCAGCUGAUCGUGUCUUCAUGGCGGCUCGUCUUUUUGUUCGCUUUUUCAACCAGCGUGGCGCCUCUCUCCAGCAGCGAAUCCUGGAGCUGCUCGCUUUGGCUGACUCCGCUGACAUUUUCCAUAAGAAAACCGUCAAGGCCAGUGUGGGCGGCGGGGUGGCGAGUGUCGCAGGGUCCAUCACUACCAUCACCGGCCUCAUUCUGGCGCCAUUCACAGCAGGAGCGUCGCUCAUUGUCGUCGCCGUAGGCAUCGGUGUCGCUACGGCAGGUGGGGUGGCAUCUGCUUCAGCCAACAUCACCGACACGGUCCAUUCAAAGACGGACCGCAAGAAGGUGGAGAAGAUAAUCCAAGACCACGAGGCGGAGAUGAAGGACAUCAAGGAGUGCCUGGAGUUUCUGCAGGAAGGAAUGGAGGCACUUGAGGAGUGGAACUUUGAGCAGUACGCUGAGAGCAUCUCGAAGAAGCACCUCAACCAGAAUGUCAAACAUGUGAUGAAGGAGGGCGGCCGGGCCGGCAAGGCCUUAGUGAUCAACACCGAGAGCCUGAUUAACACGGUUCAGGUCCUCACUGUGGCAGGGGGGGCUGCGAAAGCCGCCCAGGUGAUGAGCAUCACCACGGGAGUCAUGUCGGGUCUCUUCCUGGCUCUCGAUGUCUUCUUCCUGGCGAAGGACUCCAUGGAGCUCAAAAAGGGAGCCAAGACAGAGUUUGCUGCUAAGAUUCGAGAAGUUUGUCAGAACCUGCAGGAUGGGCUGCUGGAGCUGAACCGCAUCAAGGAAGAGCUGCAGAAAACUAUAGAUGGGAUAGAGGUGGAGGUAGAUGAGGAGGAGGAGGAUGAAGAGCUGUUGAAGUCUGAGCUGAAGAAACUUGUCGAGUUUGAAGAAUGAAGGAUAAUUGUUAGGAUUAAGAACUAACAGUAAUAUAUUGUAUUUAUAUGAGUAAUUAAUGAUAUGUUGAACUAAUGUCACUUUCUUUGCAAUAAAAAGUAGUUUCCUGCU